AAAAGAAAAGACAGAUAACAACACUUUUGUACAAGUUUCAAUCAUGACGUUCAUUCAACGAUAUGUAAUAUUUGUUUUUUUCAUUUUUUAUUUAUUUAUCCAUUUAAGUGAGGAAUCGAGAAUUUUGGCAAUUUUUCCAAAUUCAAAAAAUGAAGAGAUUUUUAAUAAGGCACUUGUGAAAAUUUUACUAGAACGAGGACAUCACGUGGAUCUUAUUACAUCAUUUGAAAUGUUAAUUUUAUCAGAAAAUUAUAAAUUAUUAUUUAAUUUAGAAAAAAUUUUUAACUAUUCAAAUUUUUAUUUAUCAAAUGAAUUUAAUUAUUUGACAAUUCCGUCUAAUUCAAUUUGGCAUACGUCCAAGAAUUAUGCCAAUGAACUUUGUAAUAUUAUGGGAAAUAAAAAAAUACAAAAACUUUUACGUGAAAUCAAAAAAAAUUCCCAUUAUGAUGUUAUUUUAAUGGAGAUUUUUGGAGCGAAAUGUUUCAUUGGUCUUGGAGAAUUUUUGAAACUGCCAAUAAUAACAAUUUCAAAUUUUUUUCAAUUGCCAUUGAUAGAUAAAUCAAUUGGGAAUUCAAAAUCAAUAUUUAUUUCAAAUAAUUUUAUGGACUUGAGUGAAAUAGGAAAUUUUGUUACUCGUUUAAAAAAAAAUUUACUAAAAUAUUUUCAAACUUAUCAAUUAUACUAUUAUACACAGAGACAAACAGAAAUAAUGAGAAAAUAUCUCGAUCCAAAUAUGCCAGAAAUUGGAGAAAUUGAAAAAAAUAUUUCUCUAAUUUUAUUGAAUUCACAUUUCAAUCUUAAUUCAACGAAAGCUGUGACAAAUGAAAUUAUUCAAAUUGGAGGAUUACACAUCAAUGAAGACAAAAUCAAAUUAUCACUAAAACUAAAAAGCUGGAUGGAUAAAAGUACAAAAGGAAUUGUUUAUUUUGAUUUGGGCUCAAAAAUAUUAAUGGAAAAUUUGCCAAAAAAAAUUAUUAUCGCCUUUUUAGCGUCUUUUGGAAAAAUAAAAUUCUAUCGUAUUUUAAUGAAAAUCAAAAAUAUCGAGAACUUUCCUCUCGAACUUCCGAGAAAUGUCAAAACAUUUACAAACAUAUCCAGAAUUCAAGUCUUAGCUCAUAAAAAUGUCAAAGCAUUCAUAACGCUAGGAGAAAAUUUGGCUAUUCAAGAAGCGCUUUAUUUUGCAAUUCCUAUUAUAGGAAUAUCAAUUUCGUCAGAUCAUUCUCAAAAUUUGCGAGAACUUGUUCAAAAAUUUGUAGCCUUUGAAAUAAAUUUCGAAAAUCUUAAUGAGCGUCAUAUUAGCGAAGCUUUGACAAUUGUUUUAAAAGUCAAAUUGUUUCGAAUUCAAACGCAACGAUGGUCAAAAAUUUUCAAGGAUCGUGCCUUAAGUGCCAAAGACACUGCCAUUUAUUGGAUAGAGUACAUAAUUAAAAAUGGACCAAAUUCACUAAAAUCACCUACACCUUCCCCACUCUGGUAUCAAACCGAAUUUCUAGAUAUUUAUGCAUUUUUAUUAAUUUCUCUUUUAUCAUUCACAUGCUUAAUUGUUCGAUUAAUAAAAAAACUUAUUAAAAUAAAUGAAAAAUUUUUCAUAAAAAUAAAAAGAAAUUAACAAA
Molecule: messenger RNA, 1613 nt
Organism: Leptopilina boulardi
Lineage: Eukaryota; Metazoa; Arthropoda; Insecta; Hymenoptera; Figitidae
Product: UDP-glucosyltransferase 2-like
Exons: 5
Coding region: 44-1609 (521 amino acids)
Molecular function (GO): UDP-glycosyltransferase activity
Source: RefSeq, a predicted model, not a curated record